Cutaneotrichosporon cavernicola is the source of this 1632-nucleotide messenger RNA. RefSeq lists its product as uncharacterized. The record is from RefSeq and is a predicted model, not a curated record. Gene Ontology annotation, molecular function: pseudouridine synthase activity; RNA binding. Gene Ontology annotation, biological process: enzyme-directed rRNA pseudouridine synthesis. The transcript is spliced from 3 exons. The coding region runs from base 1 to 1632 and encodes 543 amino acids. Lineage: Eukaryota; Fungi; Basidiomycota; Tremellomycetes; Trichosporonales; Trichosporonaceae.
AUGUCAACGGAGCCUGCUUUGGCGCCAUCGGAUACGCAAGUGACGCAUCCGACUCCCAGUCCCAACACGACCGCGAGCAGCGACCCAGUACUCACCAGCGAGAGCGCUGUGGCCCAGCCCGCGGACUCGUCUUCAGACCACGCCACCGCCGAGUCAACGGACACCGAGAUGCGCUACCCCAACGGGAUGCACCCGAUGCUGCGGUACUGCAAGCCCUACUGGUGGCCGUACCGCACCUUUGUAAAGAACCGCUGGAUCGGUCGCCAGCUUCUCGAGGUCAUUGCGACCGAGUUCCGCGACCGCUCAGUAGAGUACUACCGGCACGCGCUUGAGAGCGGCGUGACGCGCGUCAACGGAGUCGCAGCGUAUCCCGAGUACAUUCUGCGCAACGGUGACAGGUUGGACAACACGGUACACCGCCACGAGCCGCCGGUGACAAACGACCCGGUUGUGCUUUUGCACAUCGACCGAGAGCGCGAAUUCUGCGUAAUUUCCAAGCCGGGAAGCAUGCCCGUUCACGCGGCUGGGCGAUACUUUAAACACACAAUGUUGGAGGCCCUGCUGGCCGAACACGGAAUCAAGGGAUACGCCGUAAACCGCCUUGACCGCCUUACUUCCGGCCUUAUGAUCUUGGCGCUGAGUGGGCCGGCCUCGCGCGAUUUGGCGCAGGAAUUCUUGGAAGGAAAGGUCGGCAAGGAAUACGUCGCGCGCGUUAAUGGCCGAUUCCCCGAAGAAGAAAUCACCGUCGACCAGCCUCUCCUCACGGUGGAUAGGCAGAUGGGGUUAGUCAUCAUCGCGCCGGAGGGCAAGGACGCCAAGACGGUGUUCACGCGCAUGAGCUACGACGCUUCGCGGGACCAAAGCGUCGUCCAUUGUCGUCCCCUCACCGGAAGGACUCACCAGAUCCGCGUACACCUCCAAUACCUUGGCCAUCCAAUUUCCAACGACCCGAUCUAUGCGAGCGAGGCAGCGUUCGGGCCGGGUUGUGGCCGCGGAGGCGUAGAUCUCGUCGAGCAGGGAGAACAGAAUACCCACCUUGCGGCAUUGGCUGAACGUGUCCAGGCCGCCAAGGCGAGUGGGGGCAAAACUGGUCUUCCGCCCCCGGUUCCAUGUGACGCAGACCGCCUCGCUGGUCGUGAGCAGGGUCCCGAACGCGCCGCGACCACACGAGUGACGGAUAAUGUCGACCUCACGUCGCCAAUUCGACUUAGUACGCAGGCGCGAAACGUUAUCGCCACGCUGCGGAGACAGCGAGACGAGGCGGAAGAUUGGGUGAAAUGGAACGAGGUAGUCUACGCCACCAAGAAGGUGCAGGACGCACUUGAUGCCUCUGCAUCAGAAAAGGACAAGAGGCCCAAGAUCCCUCAUCCCCGCAUGAACCAGGGCGCGCGUGCGCAGAAGGCGGCCGAACGCCCCGAAAUCCCCGAGGAGGCCAUCCGACACAUGCCCCGUCCGGCACAUAUUCCCAAGGGGUUCUGCCACGACUGUUUCGUUCCCGUUGCUGACGACCCGGACCCGUCGACCCUCUUUAUUUAUCUGCACGCGCUCAGUGUGGUGCCGCAUGAGGCUUUGGGGGAUGCUGCCGAGCCGGAGAAGGUGGAGGUGGAGGAGGGCGUCCGUGCCGUUGGAUAG